This is a messenger RNA of Nelumbo nucifera (sacred lotus), 487 nucleotides long. The record is from RefSeq and is a predicted model, not a curated record. Lineage: Eukaryota; Viridiplantae; Streptophyta; Magnoliopsida; Proteales; Nelumbonaceae.
GAAGAAAUUUCAUUUACUUGUUUGGUUUUUGCUUAUUUUCCUUUAGUUUUCUGGACAUUAUUCAUAACCUUGAUAAUGGUAAAUGUGGGUUGAAGUAGAUGUGGCCGGAGCUCGUUAAAACUGCUAAAGAAGGAGGGGCUGAUGCAAUAGAGACUUAUGUGUUCUGGAAUGGACAUGAGCUUUCCCCUGGCAAUCAGAGUGGAACUUUGGGUAUGCCAGCGGCUGUUUUAGAAUUUAGAAUUUACUCUACUUUCCGGCGAAUGCAAAGGGUGUCUAAGGGCGGGGAGAAAGCAGAAGAAACCCCUUAUCUGAGACCAAAACAAUUAUUGAACAACCACCGAUGGCCGCCCGAUAGAGAAAUGGUGAAGAAGAAGAGAGAGGGACGAAGGGUAAAAUUGGGUCAAGCAAAGCUUUGAAAAAUUGGAAAGCAGGGGUUUUUCAUCAAUUAGAUUUUAUUUUGAAAAUUUGAUAAAUAAUGAAGGAUAAA